This is a messenger RNA of Pteropus alecto (black flying fox), 2568 nucleotides long. It is a transcript of the gene ZNF133, whose product is annotated as zinc finger protein 133. The transcript is spliced from 4 exons. NCBI's taxonomy places the organism in Eukaryota, Metazoa, Chordata, Mammalia, Chiroptera, Pteropodidae. Gene Ontology annotation, biological process: negative regulation of transcription by RNA polymerase II. The record is from RefSeq and is a predicted model, not a curated record. Bases 431 to 2248 code for a protein of 605 amino acids. Gene Ontology annotation, molecular function: DNA-binding transcription repressor activity, RNA polymerase II-specific.
GUUACUACAGGCGUCUCCGGAGAGUGUGGUCUUUGAGGCAAAGGUGUGAGACAAGGGGACAUAGCACAGCAGAGAACUUCACCCAGGGCCGUCUACAUGUUUUGUGAACGUGGUUUCAAGAAAAAAAAAAGGGAGAAUCCAAGUGCCACAGUGGCCAUUAGCCAGUGACCGGGGAACGUCACCCAGAAACGGCAGCCUUGGAAGCCAAUGGGAGCUGCUGGCCGCCAGCGCACUUCUGGGCGCGCCGAAUAUCCUGGGAGGUGUAGUCCCCGCUCCAGGUAGAGGAUUCUGGGUAGUGUAGUCUCAGCCUGCUGCCGGAGAAGAUUCCCCAGCUGGUGGCUGAAGUGACCCCUUGUUCUUUAGUGGCGCUGGUGAGACUCCCGCGGGACCUUUGCCGCACCCGUGUACUUCCUUGCGCAGAAAGGCACACAUGGCAUUCAGAGAUGUGGCUGUGGAUUUCACCCAGGAAGAGUGGAUGCUGCUGAGCCCUGCUCAGAGGUCCCUGUACAGAGAAGUGAUGCUGGAAAACUACAGCAACUUGGUCUCGCUGGGAAUUCCAUUUUCUAAACCAAAACUCAUCACCCAGCUGGAGCAAGGGAAAGAAACCUGGGGAGAGGAGAGAAAAUGCCUACCAGUCACCUGUCCAGCAGAACCAAAGCCAGAAUUCCACCUCUGUCCUUUCUGCCUUCCGGAUUUCUCCAGUCAUAAGUUCCACAUGCAGCACAUGCUGUGUAAUCAUCCCCCCUGGAUCUUCCCAUGCUUGUGUGCAGAAAAUCAUGUCCAGCCAGGGGAUCUGUGCCCAGGGGACCAAAAGAAGCAGGAAGAAGCCUCUGAUCCAAGUUCCUGGAGUGAAAAGGCAGAAGGUCAGGAGAGAGAAGGUGCCAAACUUUCAUUUGGAAAGACAAAGAAAAGGACUUUAACAGCAUUCUCCAAGCUGCCUCAAAGGCAGCCAGUCAGUUCUAGGAAUGGCAUCAGAGGGGUGGAAAUAGAGGCCAGCCCUGCUGAGACGGGGAAUCCUGAGGAAACAGACAAAUUGUUGAAGAGGAUAGAAGUCUUAGGAUUUGGAACAGUCAAUUGUGGAGAGUGUGGACUGGGCUUCAGCAAGAUGACAAACCUGCUUAGUCACCAGAGGAUACACUCAGGGGAGAAGCCAUAUGUGUGCGGGGUAUGUGAGAAGGGCUUUAGUCUAAAGAAAAGCCUUGCCAGGCACCAGAAGGCCCACUCAGGGGAGAAACCUAUUGUGUGCAGAGAGUGCGGGCGAGGAUUUAAUCGGAAGUCAACACUCAUCAUACAUGAGAGGACACACUCAGGCGAAAAGCCUUAUAUGUGCAGUGAAUGUGGGCGAGGCUUUAGUCAGAAAUCAAACCUCAUCAUACACCAGAGGACGCACUCGGGAGAGAAGCCCUAUGUGUGCCGGGAAUGUGGGAAAGGCUUUAGUCAGAAGUCAGCUGUCGUUAGACACCAGAGGACACACUUAGAGGAGAAGACCAUCGUGUGCAGUGAUUGUGGACUAGGCUUCAGUGAUAGGUCGAACCUCAUCUCACACCAGAGAACACACUCAGGUGAGAAGCCUUAUGCCUGCAAGGAAUGUGGGCGAUGCUUUAGGCAGAGGACAACCCUUGUGAACCACCAGAGGACACACUCAAAGGAGAAGCCUUAUGUGUGUGGAGUUUGUGGACACAGCUUUAGCCAGAAUUCAACCCUCAUCUCACACAGGCGGACACAUACCGGGGAGAAGCCUUAUGUGUGUGGGGUGUGUGAGCGAGGCUUUAGUCUGAAGUCACACCUCAACAGGCACCAGAACAUACACUCAGGGGAUAAGCCCAUCGUGUGUAAGGAUUGUGGGCGAGGCUUCAGCCAGCAAUCAAAUCUCAUCAGACACCAGAGGACACACUCAGGGGAAAAGCCCAUGGUGUGUGAGGAGUGUGGGCGAGGCUUCAGCCAGAAGUCAAACCUCAUUGCACACCAGAGGACACACUCAGGGGAAAAGCCAUAUGUGUGCAGGGAGUGUGGGCGAGGCUUCAGUCACCAGGCAGGUCUUAUCAGGCACAAGAGGAAACACUCGAGAGAGAAGCCUUAUAUGUGCAGACAGUGUGGACUAGGCUUUAGCAAUAAGUCAGUUUUAAUUACACAUAAAUGGGUACAUUCUAAAGAGAAGCCUUGUGUAUGCAGAGAGUGUGGCCAAGGCUUUAUCCAAAAGUCACACCUCGUCUUACAUCAGAUGACACACCAAGGGGAGAAGCCUUAGGUAUGGAAGACAAGUGGGCAGGGCUUUAGCCAGAAGUCUCACCUCAACAGACAUAGGAUGAAAGCUCUCUACCACAAGCCACCAUACCAGCCUGACUCUGAAACCUGUUCAGGGCAAUCUUCUGACCCCUUACAUGGUCUUUGAAAGUGAAGAUGGUGGCAAGAACUAAAUAAAAUUUUUACACUUUCAUGAAGUGGAGUAGAAAAAUGCAUUCCAUAAGUGGCCAAAGGACAUUGGACUUAGUUUACUUUCUCUACACUAAGUCUUCAUGUUUUGUGGCUUUUUGUUCUAAUAAACAUUGCUUCUUUACAAAUCUGUAA